Messenger RNA from Brassica oleracea var. oleracea, 1074 nucleotides. RefSeq names its product GDSL esterase/lipase At2g30310-like. Gene Ontology annotation, molecular function: hydrolase activity, acting on ester bonds. Lineage: Eukaryota; Viridiplantae; Streptophyta; Magnoliopsida; Brassicales; Brassicaceae. The record is from RefSeq and is a predicted model, not a curated record.
AUGUGUACGUCUAAAACCAUAGUUCUUGCUCUCUUCGUUGCAACACUCAUGGCGUCUUGCAACGCGGCCACAAUAGCCACACCACAGCCACCGUUCCCGGCAAUUCUAAUCUUCGGGGACUCAACCGCAGACACAGGCAAUAACAACUACCAUUCACAGGCUGUCUUCAAGGCUAAGCAUCUCCCUUACGGCGUUGAUCUCCCCGGUCAUGAAGCUAACGGAAGGUUCUCUAAUGGAAAGCUGAUCUCUGAUGUUAUAGCCUCCAAACUUCACAUCAAAGAGUUUGCGUUUCUACAACCUAACAUCUCCGACCAAGACAUUGUUACUGGAGUCUGUUUCGCAUCUGCUGGUGCGGGUUAUGAUGAUCGUACCUCGCUCUCGAGCAAGGCGAUCCCGGUCUCAAAACAACCAAGCAUGUUCAAGGAUUACAUUGCUCGUCUCAAAGGUAUCGUAGGAGACAAGAAAGCGAUGGAAAUAAUUAAUAAUGCUUUAGUGGUCAUAAGCGCAGGAUCUAACGAUUUCAUCUGGAACUUUUAUGAUAUUCCCACUAGGCGUCUUGAGUAUCCUGAUAUCUAUGGUUACCAAGAGUUUGUUCUCAAGAGGCUUGACGGUUUUGUAAGGGAACUUUAUAGUUUAGGUAGCCGGAAUAUAGUUGUCGGAGGGUUGCCGCCAAUGGGAUGUUUACCGGUCCAAAUGACCACGAAAAUGAGAAAUGUUAUGAGAUUUUGUGUGGAACAAGAGAACACGGACUCAGUUUUGUACAAUCAAAAACUUGUGAAGAAACUGCCUGAGAUUGAAGCGUCUCUACCAGGAAGCAAGUUCCUUUACGCCAACGUAUAUGACCCUGUGAUGGAUAUGAUCCAAAACCCUAGCAAAUAUGGGUUCAAGGUGACGAAAAAAGGAUGUUGUGGGACAGGGUACUUAGAAACGGGCUUCAUGUGUAAUGUCAUUUCAAAGACAUGUCCGAACCAUUCGGAUCACUUGUUUUGGGACUCAAUUCAUCCCUCGGAAGCUGCUUACAAAUACCUAGGAAACUUUGUUGAUGCUCAGAUUCGAGGGUGGCUUAAGACGUAA